GUAAAGUAAUGAAAUUUUCUAAAUUUAGCACAGGGAAUUCCUAAAAUGGCGCUGAAGUAUUAUUUUGAUCUUAUGUCACAGCCUUCAAGGGCUGUUUAUAUAUUUCUGAAAGCAAAUAACAUAAAAUUUGAAGCUAAACCUGUAGCACUACGAAAAGGUGAACACUUCAAGGAAGAAUUUACAAAAUUAAAUCCCUGGCAGAGAGUUCCAGUACUAGAUGAUAAUGGAUUUAUACUCACAGAAAGUGUUGCAAUCUUACGUUACCUGGCAUCAAAGUAUAAUCUACCGGAGCACUGGUAUCCAAAGAAUGACCUUCAGAAACAAGCAAGGAUUGAAGAGUAUCUGCAUUGGCAACACCUAAACACUCGGAUGCAGGCUGCUAUGGUCUUCCAACAAAAGUUGAUAAUGCCAGUAGCCAGACAGGGCAAGAUAGAUGAGGUCAAAGUGAACAGAUUUAAAGCAGAAUUACCGAAAAUCAUUGAACAUAUUGAUCAAUAUUUCCUGAAAGACGGUAAAUAUAUUGGUGGCAAUGACGAUGUUUCUGUCGCAGAUCUUCUCGGAGCCUGUGAACUUCUCCAACUGUAUCCUGUGUUUGAAGAGGACAUUUAUGAAACAAAUAAGAAAGUUAAGCAGUGGAUGGAGCGUGUUCGAGAACGACUCAACCCAUAUUUUGAUGAAGGUCAUGGUAUAACGUAUCGUACGCGAGAAACUUACAAAACACUUGGACCUAAAUUAGGUGCCAAGUUGUAAGAGAUAUGCUCAAAUGAGGUUUGUAUUUCAGCAUUUGAUACCAUAGUAAUUAUUAUGCCAUGCAAACUGUAAUUUUUUGUUUCCAAGAAGAUUUUAAUAUGAAUUACAAUUUUUCAAAAAAUAUUCAUUUAGUUAAUUUGAGAACAUCCAGAAAACUAUGACUUAAUAUUUAACAAGUCCUAUGGAUAAACAUGAAAAAUUUAUGCUGUCAAAUACUGACAUGUAUAAACAUGUAUAUUAUGCACCAGUAAAAAUAAUUUAAUAAUUAAUCCAAAUGGAAUCAGAAAGUUAUUUUUCCUUUUGAAAACAAACAAUUUCGUAUUGAUAUUUUCACAUUUUUAAUGCAGUCUUUUUUGGAAUAUGUUUUGUUAAAUGGAAGAGGAAUUGCAAACUUGUAGAAGUCAUUCUGCUAUACAUUCAGUGGCUUAUUUUCUAAAGAAAAAAGAUGCACAUAUUCUCAAAAAUUUCAUAUGUUGUAACAAGUUAUGCCCCUUUUUAUACUUCUUUUUUCAAUUAGAUAAACACAAUGUUAUUAGCCUACUUUGAUUGUUCAACAGUUGCUGCCAUGGUAGUCAGCCAGUGAAAACAGUCAGUUCUUGUUCUGCAUUGCUUAAGGCCCAAACAAGCAAAUACUGGUCUGACCGUGCCUUUGGGCAGUGUUGAAAAAGUAUAACACCCACACUUCUGUUGCUACAGGUGUCCAUCAGAUUAACAGUUCUUGUCUCAACCAAAAGAAGCCAUUUUGUUUGAACAGGGGUUGUUUGUUUAAAAUGAAUAAGGCAUAGAAUAUGUUCUCCAGUGCAAUAACAUGUCAGGAUUGUUGUAAAUACAGUUGAAACUCUGUAUCUAGAAUUCUGAGGGAUCUAACAUUUUACUUCAAGAUAACCAAAAUUCAACUUAAAAUGAUAUUUUAUGCAUGUUUUUAUGGGACAGGACUUGAAAAUAAUUCUCUUCAAGAUAGCCGGAUUUUUGUGAUAUCAAGUUUCAGUUAUAUCUUUCUACUUAAAUGGUGCUUUGAAAAAGAUGGUUCAGUGCAGUUAAUUGUGGUCAGCAUCAGAAAAAAAAAGAUGUGAACCAUAUUCUAUGUAAUUUUACUUUUAACUAUUAUAUAAAUAUUUAGUUAUUUAAAUUAUGCAAAAAAAACUAUGCUGGAUAUGAAUUUAUUGUGUGAGAAACUGUGAUUUGUUAUAUAUGUAUAUAUGAAAUAAAAUUUAAAAAUAA
Messenger RNA from Mercenaria mercenaria, 1971 nucleotides. RefSeq names its product glutathione S-transferase theta-1-like. Gene Ontology annotation, biological process: glutathione metabolic process. The record is from RefSeq and is a predicted model, not a curated record. Bases 46 to 750 code for a protein of 234 amino acids. Gene Ontology annotation, cellular component: cytoplasm. The transcript is spliced from 4 exons. Lineage: Eukaryota; Metazoa; Mollusca; Bivalvia; Venerida; Veneridae. Gene Ontology annotation, molecular function: glutathione transferase activity.